Messenger RNA from Monodelphis domestica (gray short-tailed opossum), 2227 nucleotides. It is a transcript of the gene STK25, whose product is annotated as serine/threonine kinase 25. Gene Ontology annotation, biological process: protein phosphorylation. Gene Ontology annotation, molecular function: ATP binding; protein serine/threonine kinase activity. Lineage: Eukaryota; Metazoa; Chordata; Mammalia; Didelphimorphia; Didelphidae. Gene Ontology annotation, cellular component: cytoplasm; Golgi apparatus. The record is from RefSeq and is a predicted model, not a curated record.
AGAGUCCUGGCAGGUCCAGCCAACCUCUCGCGCCCCGGCCUAAGGCCCCGCCCUGACCUCUUCAGGCCCCGCCCUCCCCUUCCCCACUCCCCGGUCCGCUGGGGACAUCCAUCUAGGAGAUGAAGUCCGAGCGCCGUGUGCGCGCGCAUUAGGAUGGGGCUUGGGGAGGCGGAACUACAGCUCCCAGAAGGCAACAGGACUCCCGCGCCUGCGCUGUGCUGCUCUUUUCCCCACCCCACCCCCCUCCUUGCUCCUCCGCCGCCCUGGCUUUCUCUAUCUCCAACCGCCGCGGGAGCAGAACCGGAGCCGGGGCCGAGGAUCGAGUUGGGGCCGCAGCCGCCACUGUCCGUGUCGGGCACCGCGGGCCGAAAGCAAGGGCCGCCAUGGGGACUCCCGGAGGCGGAGCGCGCUGAGGCUUGGGGGGGAACCCGGGGUCGCCUGCGGCCAGUUACAGACGCAGGUGCCAGUGUCAGUGUCAGCCCAGCCGGCCCGGGGCCUCCGCGACCCGAGUGAGGGGGCGCAGCGGGGGGCCAUGGCUCACCUGAGGGACUUCACCAACCAGCACUCGCGCGUGGACCCCGAGGAGCUCUUCACCAAGCUGGAGCGCAUCGGGAAGGGCUCCUUCGGCGAGGUGUACAAGGGCAUCGACAACCGCUCCAAGGAGGUCGUGGCCAUCAAGAUCAUCGACCUGGAGGAGGCCGAGGACGAGAUCGAGGACAUCCAGCAGGAGAUCACGGUGCUGAGCCAGUGCGACAGCCCCUACAUCACGCGCUACUACGGCUCCUACCUGAAGGGCACCAAGCUGUGGAUCAUCAUGGAGUACUUGGGCGGCGGGUCAGCCCUGGAUCUGCUGAAGCCGGGGCCGCUGGAGGAGACGUACAUCGCCACCAUCCUGAGGGAGAUCCUGAAGGGCCUGGACUACCUGCACUCCGAGAGGAAGAUCCACCGAGACAUCAAAGCUGCCAACGUGCUGCUGUCGGAGCAGGGCGACGUGAAGUUGGCGGACUUCGGCGUGGCCGGGCAGCUCACCGACACCCAGAUCAAGAGGAACACGUUCGUGGGCACCCCCUUCUGGAUGGCGCCCGAAGUCAUCAAGCAGUCGGCCUACGACUUCAAGGCCGACAUCUGGUCGCUGGGCAUCACGGCCAUCGAGCUGGCCAAAGGCGAGCCGCCCAACUCGGACCUCCACCCCAUGAGGGUGCUCUUCCUGAUCCCCAAGAACAACCCCCCCACCCUGGAGGGCCACCACAGCAAGCCCUUCAAGGAGUUUGUGGAGGCCUGUCUGAACAAGGACCCCCGCUUUAGGCCGGCGGCCAGGGAGCUGCUGAAGCACAAGUUCAUCACGCGCUACACCAAGAAGACGUCCUUCCUCACCGAGCUCAUCGACCGCUACAAGCGCUGGAAGUCCGAGGGCCGGGGGGAGGACUCCAGCUCCGAGGAUUCCGACAUUGACGGAGAUGCGGAGGACGGCGACCAGGGCCCCAUCUGGACGUUCCCCCCGACCAUCCGGCCGAGCCCCCACAGCAAACUCCACAAGGGGCUGGCCCUGCAGGCCUCGCAGAAGUCUGCGGAGCCUGUCAAGCGCCAGCCGCGGUCGCAGUGUCUCGCCACCCUGGUCCGGCCCGUCUUUGGAGAGCUCAAAGAGAAGCACCGGCAGACGGGAGGCGGCGUGGGCGCCAUGGAGGAGCUGGAGAACGCCUUCAGCCUCGCCGAGGAGUCGUGCCCGGGCAUCUCCGACAGACUGAUCGCGCACCUGGUGGAGCGCGUGCAGCGGUUCUCCCACAGCAGGAACCACGUGACGUCGGCCCGCUGAGGGCGCCGGGAGGAGGCUGCGGGGCCUUUUCCCAACUUCUCAGAACGGACCUCAAACCCCUCAUCUGGGCCUGCGCAGGACCCUCGGCUGGAGCCGCCGGGCCGGGCCUCAGACACACACGGGCGCUCCGGGGAGCCGCCCAUGUUGUCCUCUGUUGUCUUGGGGUGGGAGGGGGCGCCGGGCCUCGCUAGGCUCCUGUGCGCAGGCUGGCGGCGGCCCUCCCCCCCCCCUCCCGCCUCCUGUGAUGCCCGGGAGCCUCGUCUUGUUCGUGAUGGUGCCGUGACGGUGUUUGGUGACCCCCCCCCGUGCCCCCCCCCGGGGCUGGUGUCCGACCCCCCCGCUCCUCUGUGUCCACAGUAAAGAUGGCGGGUUCCCAGGGGGACCGGCUGCUUCCAAUAAAGGAAAAGCCCCAGA